Messenger RNA from Drosophila rhopaloa, 4493 nucleotides. RefSeq names its product oxysterol-binding protein-related protein 8 (gene Orp8). Lineage: Eukaryota; Metazoa; Arthropoda; Insecta; Diptera; Drosophilidae. Bases 838 to 3795 code for a protein of 985 amino acids. Gene Ontology annotation, cellular component: cytosol; membrane; intracellular membrane-bounded organelle. The transcript is spliced from 10 exons. Gene Ontology annotation, molecular function: cholesterol binding. The record is from RefSeq and is a predicted model, not a curated record.
AGCGUCUUUGCCGCGUCAUGAAAAUAAUACUCGCCGCCUGUUUGGUGGGCGGCUGGGCGGUUCGGGGGGAUGGUGACGUCGGCAGCAGCGGUGGUGGAUGAGCUCAUACGAAAGCGAAAAGAAACAAGUUUAGCUUUUUGGAAUACGGACGACUGCAGCUUCAGUUUCAGUUGAACGCGAAUCGCCAGCGACGCCGGACCGUGAGAGCGAGAACAAGCGAGUGAGAAAAAGAGAAAGAGAGCCGCGAAACGAAAAACGAAAAUUGAAAAUCGAAAAAGUGUGUGACAAGUGUGAGUGUGUGUGUUAGAAUUGUACUAGCUUUGGCCUUAGUAUUGGUAUUAUUGCUAGUAGCAGCGCCUUUCUUUGCCACUAAUUGGUACCAAAAAAUAUAAAAAAAGGUGGCAUUAAAGAGCGUGUUACGUGGCUUUCUUUCCAAUUGGAUAAACUCACAUUUUAUGCUGACCAGCUGAGCUGUUGUAAACUCUUCUAGUCACACGCACACACGCACAGUUUCGAGUUGAAUACUAAAUUUAAAUUAAAUUUAUUUUUCUUUAAAAUGAAAUAGCCUAAAAAGACAGCGACAUAAACCCAAAAUUGUAGUGAAAAAAAAACGGAGGGAGCUAAAACUCUUGAGCGGCUAAAACAAAAUCAAUAAUUGGCCUGCGUCCGGCCCUGUGUGUGUGUGUGUAUUUGAGAGUGGGGGAGAGUGUACGUGUAUUGAGAACGACAAUUGGAGCAAUGCCUGCUGAUUGAAAGAAUAAAAGGGGGUAACUAAUAAAGAGGAACCACAAUAGAAAAUAACUUUAAUUUAGUGCAAUAAUUGAGCGAUCAAAAGCCAUGCAACCCGCAACGCCCGGUACGCCCGUUAACAAUUCUCCAUUAAUGAUUAAUUCAUCGAACACCCCUGCUGCCCCUGCCCUCGCCCCUGGCGCCACUGGAGGGGCUAGCAGCACCCCCAUACGAAUUAACAGUGCCAAAUCGCAUGCGGGGGGUGGGGACACGCUGGCCCCCUCCACCCCACACUCCCACUCCACCCCUGGAACACCGUUACAGCAACAGCAAUCGAGUAGUGUGCCCACGGGCAGUCACCUGCUGCAGCUGCAGGCGCCCCUGCCCUCAGCGGGGGGUGGUGGAGGUGGGUCCGUGACCCCCUCUGGCUUGUCCAUGGGCGCAUCAAAUCAAUCGCUCGGCAUUAGUGUUGGCGCCGCCAGCAGCGUCAGCGGAAUCAGCAUCACGCCGCCAAAUAGCGCCGGACUACGUCAAUCGACAGUAUUCGAUUUCAAAUUCAAACGGCGACCUUCGCUAAAAGUGCUCAUGACCAAACUUCCGUCCACGGACAGUUUGAGCAACAGUCCGGCGCCAUCAUCGCCAGGAAUCGCCAAUUGGGCCUCAGACAAUCGGGAUGGCAAUCUGGCAGAUAAGUCAGCUGCUGAUGCCGCAAAACUUAAUAGAAAGGAGUCAUACAAGGCCCAAAGGAAGAACUACAGACGGGAGAAGAAGCGCGUGGCCAGUGAGCUGAUGAAUUCCCUGCAAGAUCCUGCGGUCAUAGUGCUAGCAGAUUGGCUUAAGGUUCGAGGAACCCUCAAGUCCUGGACAAAACUUUGGUGUGUUCUGAAGCCUGGCCUGCUGCUUAUUUACAAAAGUCAAAAGACGAAGAGCAGCCACUGGGUGGGCACGGUGAUGCUCACCUCCUGCCAGGUGAUCGAGAGGCCCAGCAAAAAGGAUGGCUUCUGCUUUAAGCUUUUCCAUCCCCUGGAACAGUCCAUUUGGGCGCCGCGAGGACCCGACAAGGAAACCAUUGGUGCCGUGGUCCAACCGUUGCCAACCGCUUACCUGAUCUUUCGGGCUCCCAGUCAAGCGGCCGGCAAGUGUUGGAUGGAUGCCCUGGAGCUGUCCCUGAGAUGUUCGGCCCUGCUGUUGCGUACCAAUAGCAGCACGGGAACGGCUCCAUCGUCCAGCUUUGUGGGUGAACCGCUGCCCGUCUCCCAUGAGACGCAAUGGUCGGAGGCGGACUACGAGAAGCACUUCAACGAUCAAGAUCUGGACGCAGACAGCCAGAAUGAAGCACCCAAUGCCGUCAUGUCUGGUCUGGAGUCAGAAUCCGAGUCGGAUCCGGCAGAGCCAGCGCAGGAUGAUGGCGUUGAGCAGCAGUGCGAGGAGACCACGUAUGUGCCCUUCACCGAGGAGGAGUUUGGCGAGCAAGGGGAGCAGGUAGAGGAGUUGGCAGACGAGAACAAGAGCCUAAUUUGGUGCAUUGUCAAGCAGGUGCGACCGGGGAUGGAUCUGAGCAAGGUAGUGCUGCCCACGUUUAUCCUGGAGCCGCGUUCCUUCCUGGACAAGCUAUCCGACUCGUACUACCAUGCGGACUUGCUCUCCAAGGCCGUGCAGGAGGAUGACGCUUUCACGCGCAUGAAGCUAGUUGUGCAAUGGUACCUGUCCAGCUUCUACAAGAAACCUAAAGGCCUUAAGAAACCCUACAAUCCGAUUCUUGGCGAGCGAUUCCGGUGCUAUUGGCAGCAUCCCAGCGGUAGCCGAACAUUCUACAUUGCGGAGCAGGUUUCGCACCAUCCGCCCGUGUCGGCCUUUUAUGUGACGAACCGCGAGGACGGCUUCAGCAUCACCUGCUCCAUCCUGGCGAAAUCGAAGUUCUACGGCAACAGCACCUCGGCGGUGCUUGAGGGCGCUGCCACGAUGACGUUGCUGCCGCGCGGUGAGUGCUAUACGGCGACAUCGCCGUACGCACACUGCAAGGGCAUCCUGAUGGGCACGCUCUCCAUGGAGCUGGGCGGCAAGAUAAACAUCGAGUGUGAGAACACCGGUUACAGGACGGAGCUGGAAUUCAAGCUGAAGCCGUUCCUCGGCGGCGCCGAUGCUACCAACGUGGUUGUGGGCAAGAUCAAGCUGGGCAAGGAGACGCUGGCCACCAUUAACGGUCACUGGGACAAAGAGUGUCGCGUUAAGGACUCCAAGACGGGAGAGGAAACGCUGCUGUUCAGGGUGGAUGCCGAGACGCGCUCAAAGCGGCUUACGCGCCAUAUGGUGCCGCUGGAGUCGCAGGACCCCAACGAAUCGCAGCGCCUGUGGCAGCACGUCUCCGAUGCGAUUGCCCGCGAGGAUCAGGUGGCCGCCACCGAGGAGAAGACCGUGCUGGAAGAGCGCCAGCGAGCCGAUGCAAAGGAGCGGGCCAGCACCGAAUCCACCCAUAUGCCGGAACUCUUCGAGCUCGACAGCUACGGCCAGUGGCUGUACAAGUACGCCGAUCUCCGGCCUUGGGACUCCCGCAACGAUGUCCGCCAGUAUGAGUGCCAAUUUAAGGUGCUAACUCAGACGCGACACAAGUCGGUGCCCAUUGUCCACGGCGCCGAAAUGAUCCAUCCCCUGCGCAGCUCCCUCGAGACGCUCUCCCGCACCCAAAGACAAUCGCCGGCCGGACAGGCCAUACCCGCAGUGUCCAAGGCCAAGAACAAGAGCUUGGUGCUGGCGCCGCGCGAUACUAACUCGGACUCUAGUCAGUCGCCACAAGGAGCGGUUAAGCGCAGUUCCUCUAGCGCUAUUAAGCAACUCGCCUUGGCCGUGGACCAGGUGAACCGUGUGCUGGAACUGCACACCCGACAGCUGAACGAGAUUAGCCAGCGCCUGGAGCGCAUGCAGUACUCGCCUCCGUCUAGCAGCUUAAGCGUGCAGUCGCAUCACUUACUAGGCGGCGGCGUGUCGCAGUCGACGGUAUUCAAGUCGCUAAUCUACGCUCUGAUCGGGCUGACCUUCAGCCUGAUCCUGCGCUGGCUGUUCAAAUAGAAUGGCGGAGUCACUGUUGGUGUCAUUUUGUUUAGGCUUAAGCAAACUUUUGGUCAACCUAUAGAUAACUAUAUAUAUAUAUAUAUACAUACUCACCCUAAAGUACAGACAACGUAUGUAUAUGCUUUACUGAAUUGUACAUUUGGUCCUACUCAAAUGCCUUUGCACGCUGCCAGAGAUUUAAACCCAGGCCGAGGCGCGUGGCCAGAACAUCCGUUGUGAGACAGUCUAAUCACGAACUAUGUAUAAGAUUAAGUGUUUCUCGUAUGUAAGUCCCAACAAUCCAAGAGUCUCCCGCAGACAACGUCCAUGUGCAAGUUUUUUUCCCAUGUAUCCCUGGAAACUCUUUACUCAAGUUAGACCCUUUGGGUAGGUUAGGAUGUCGGAUAUAAACAAAUAUACACACACGUACGAGUAGAUGCACCAGAUUUCGCAUAAAUUCCAGUUUAACCAAUGCUACUAUUUAGAUAUUUUGCUUUUCCGAUUCUGACAUGAUUUGGAGUGAAAAAAUAAAAAAUGCUUGAGAGGCUCUGCCCUUUAAAACAGCACUUAUAGACAAUGCAACAUACCUUAAAGAUUUAGCGUAAAAGUGCUUGUAGCAAUUACUUUUAGUAUCUCUUAUACACGACCUGUUUUUCCCUUUCCCAAAAAAAACUUCAUACCUUAAAAAAUUAAUAAAUUCCCCUUUUUCAAGUCAA